AUGCAGCUGGGCGAAGUCCUGUGGAACAGUGGGCAGACCCAGCUGCACGCGGGACUGGUGUGUCCUGUGCGCCGUCACCAAGCUCUCCCUGUUGUGACUCGCAAGAAAGAGGUCGACGGACGGGAACGAGAGCCCACCCGGCGCACCGAACCUCUCAAUCUUGCACUUGAGCGCCCCCUGCGAGAUGGCGUUGCCCCCCGGACGAGCUUCAGGCCGAGCGUGAACCCUCCCCUGCGGCGUGCUUCAGAUGCGGGCCAGCUCCAUCCCCACCAGGAAAUUGCCCUUCUGGUAAUGCUGGGACUCGGCGUCGAUGAUGACGCGGGCAUUCUUGUUCCUCGCCCCGCGGCAAAUCUCGUGAAGUACGUCCAUCAUCGCUUUUGGUGGAAGCCGUCCUGCGGUCAACGCAUCGCAGACGAGAGGACCAGCUCCAGUCAGCCUGUCCCUGGGUUAAUUUCCGGCCAUCUCAAAGCGGGAGUUCCUUGCUUACUUGAGAGCGAGCUGAUCGCCUUCACCCAGCAGGUCGACUGUCUCGAGUGUUCCUUCGGCCCAGGGCCCGAUGUAUUCGCAUUCGCCCCUGUUUGUUUCAGUUGCCGCCCGUUGCCGAUGGACUUUGUUGGUUACUUGAUCGAAAGAGGUCUCUUUGGCGUAUGUGAGAAUCGUCCCGCGAAAUCCAAAGUCUCUCGUCUGUCGAAGGGUCCUCCUCGCCUCGGACGCCGUCUCUCCGGCGCACAAUUGCUUAUAGAAGGUAUUCUUCCGAACGAAAUGCACGCCAGUGAAGCGUGGAGAAGAUGGGGCUUGGAUGAGAUGGCGGCGAGGAACCAAGAUCUCAGGAGGACGGUGUUGGGGAGUACGGAAAGUGGCGCUUUCGCUUUUGCCGGCUCUGGGGACCUUUCUCCCGUCUGCGCUGGUUUUCCAGCGAGGCUGUUAAGCUUCUCGAAUAUUUAUCUGACAAACAAGAUCGCCAAUGGCCUUCGUUCCGGUCCCAUCCACACAUACCUGCCGCUGGCCCAAGCCAAACCCAACUUCAAGCUCGAGCUCAACACCAAGGUCAUCCGUGCCAUCCGCAACAACUCUACCAUCACUGGUGUUGAAGUUGAGAAUGCGCAGGGCCGUCAGAUCAUCAACCUGAAGGCUGGAGGUGCCGUCAUUCUCGCCGCUGGUGUCAUGUCCACCCCUCGUGUCCUGUUCAACUCUGGUAUUGGCCCCACUGCGCAGAUCAACACAGUCAAGUCUGGCACAACGGGUAUCACGCUCCCAGAGGAGAGCGCGUGGAUCAACUUGCCAGUCGGCCUUGACGUCAAGGACCAUUCUCGCUACGAGAUAACCUUCAAUGUCACCGGUGGCCUGACGACUUACAGCAGCGCCCAGCUGGCUAACCCUACGGAGGAGGACAAGGCCUUGUUCAACGCGGGCUCUGGUUCGCACGUCAACUCGCAAAGCAACGACACCGCUCGGUUCAUGAUGCUUAUGAGCCACGGCCUCACCUCUCGCGGCGAUCUCGCGAUCAACGCUGCCGGCAACACCCUCAUCACAAAGGCGCCCUGGACGAACACCGACACGGAUCGCGAGGCCUGGUCCAUCGCCAUUAACGAGCUAUUCGACCUGUCGCGCCAGCCCAACAGCCCUAUCUCCUUCUCGGGCGGAAAGAAUGCCACAGCGCAGGUCGUGCUCGACACGCCCGUCCAGUCAGGUAUUCACAUGGAGGGAAGCGCCAAGAUGGGCACCGACGACGGUCGCGAGGGCGGCAGCGCCGUGGUUGACCUCAAUACGAAAUUCUACGGUACCGACAACCUGUUUGUCGUCGAUGCUUCGUUCCACCCUGACCUGUCUACGGGUAACACCCAGGCCAUCGUUAUGGUUGCGGCGGAGCAUGCCGUCAAGAAGAUCAUCACGCUUCGCGAGGGAGGAAGUUCUGGCUGCCGCAGGAGGCCGCGCGUUGUGCGCAACUGA
Molecule: messenger RNA, 1950 nt
Organism: Verticillium dahliae VdLs.17
Lineage: Eukaryota; Fungi; Ascomycota; Sordariomycetes; Glomerellales; Plectosphaerellaceae
Product: cellobiose dehydrogenase
Exons: 6
Coding region: 1-1950 (649 amino acids)
Molecular function (GO): flavin adenine dinucleotide binding; oxidoreductase activity, acting on CH-OH group of donors
Source: RefSeq, a predicted model, not a curated record